AUGUCUACAAUAUUAUUAUUCAUAUUCAUUAUAUUUUCUUCUGUUAAUUUGAUAUAUAGUACUAUAUAUCGAUGUAAUCCUAGUAUUUCAUGUGGUUGUUCAGCAUUAAAUACUACUAUUACAUCUCGAAUUGUUGGUGGAGAAGCAGCAUCUAAUUAUGCAUGGGGUUGGAUGGUUUCUCUUCAACAAUCAAACAGUCAUAUAUGUGGUGCAAGUCUUUUAACAUCUGAAUAUGCUGUAACAGCUGCUCAUUGUGUAGAAGAUGUUAUACAUAAUAUAUCUGUAUUAUCAAUUCUUGCUGGGACAAAUUAUUUAAAUUAUACAUCAAUUACAACUAUUCAACGAAGAUCAAUCAUCGAUGUUAUUAUGCAUUCUGAUUAUAAUUCAACCGUUUGGACAAAUGAUAUUGCUAUUCUAAAGUUUUCUCCACUUGAUAUAUCAUCAAAUUCUAAAAUAGCUUUUAUUUGUUUACCAAAACAAGAUGAAGAUCCAUUUCAAAGUGGUACUAAUCUUGUAGCUAUUGGAUGGGGUGAUUUAUUCGAGAACAGUCGUUUUGGAUCUGAUUCUCUUCAACAAGUAACAGUUCAAGCAUUUUCAUCAACAUCAUAUGAAUGUCAAGUAUCAGAAAUAGCCAAUCCAUCUGUGCAAUUUUGUGCAGGAGUUAUUGCUGGUGGUAAAGAUACAUGUCAAGGUGACAGUGGAGGUCCAUUAAUGGCUUUUGUUAAUAAUCGUUGGAUAUUAGCAGGAUUAUCGUCAUCGGGUAAUGGAUGUGCUGAAAUAGGAUUUCUAGGAUUAUACACACGAGUAUCCUAUUUUAUUUCAUUUAUUAACUCAAACGUCAAUUUUCCAGUAACAGAAACAACAACAGGUUCAUUAGGGACAUCGACAAGUCAACGUAGUAAUAAUCAAACUAGCACUCAUGUUUCUUUUUUUCUUAUUGCUACUAUAAUGUAUAAAGAUGAAUAUAAUACAUAUCAAUGUGAUCCAAAUAUUUCAUGUGGCUGUUCAACAUUAACCACAACUGUUACAUCACGAAUUGUUGGUGGAGAAGCAGCAUCUAAUGAUGCAUGGGGUUGGAUGGUUUCUCUUCAACGAUCCGAUGAACAUUCAUGUGGUGCAAGUCUUUUAACAUCUGAAUAUGCUGUAACAACUGCUCAUUGUGUAGAAGAUGUUAUGCAUAAUAUAUCUAUAUUAUCAAUUCUUGCUGGAACAAAUUAUUUAAAUUAUACAUCAAUUACAACUAUUCAACGAAGGUCCAUUAUUAAUGUUACUAUGCAUCCUGACUUUAAUUCAUCUACUAAUGAAAAUGAUAUUGCUAUUCUUAAGUUUUCUCCACUUGAUAUAUCAUCAAAUUCUAAAAUAGCUUUUAUUUGUUUACCAAAACAAGAUGAAGAUCCAUUUCAAAGUGGUACUAAUCUUGUAGCUAUUGGAUGGGGUUAUAAAUCGGAAUUCAUUCAUGUUGUAUCUAAUUCUCUUCAACAAGUAACAGUUCAAGCAUUUUCAUCAACAUCAGAUGAAUGUCAAGUAUCACAAAUAGUCAAUCCAUCUGUGCAAUUUUGUGCGGGAGUUAUUGCUGGUGGUAAAGACGCAUGUCAAGGUGACAGUGGAGGUCCAUUAAUGGCUUUUGUUAAUAAUAGUUGGGUAUUAGCAGGAAUAACAUCAGAAGGUAUUGGAUGCGCUGAAGCAGGAUUUCUAGGAUUAUACACUCGAGUAUCUUAUUUUAUUUCGUUUAUUAAUUCAAACGUGAAUUUUCCAAUGGCAGAAACAACAACGGUUUCAGGGGUAGAAACAACAACGGUUUCAGGGGUAGAAACAACAACAGUUUCAGGGGUAGAAACAACAGCGGUUUCAGGGGUAGAAACAACAAUGACUGAAGUGACAGAAUCAACAACGCCUCCACUGACAGAAUCCACAAUGAUUACGACGAUAGAAACAACAAUGGUUUCGUUGAGCGAAGCAACAACGAGUCAUUUGACAGAAUCAACAACAGUUGAAUUGACAGAAGCAACAACGGUCCCAGUAACAGAAACAACAAUAACGGUUCCAUUAAAGACAUCGAUAAGUCAACAUAAAAAUAAUCAAUCAGCUAUUCAGAUGAACAAUGGAAAUAUGAAAAAUAAAUCAAUAACAGUUGUGAUAUUUUGCUUUUCAUUUUUAACAUAUUUCUUUUCUUAUUGA
Molecule: messenger RNA, 2178 nt
Organism: Rotaria sp. Silwood1
Lineage: Eukaryota; Metazoa; Rotifera; Eurotatoria; Philodinida; Philodinidae
Source: the annotation of a GenBank genome assembly